This is a messenger RNA of Verticillium nonalfalfae, 1461 nucleotides long. RefSeq lists its product as uncharacterized. Gene Ontology annotation, molecular function: carbonate dehydratase activity; zinc ion binding. Bases 1 to 1461 code for a protein of 486 amino acids. The transcript is spliced from 4 exons. NCBI's taxonomy places the organism in Eukaryota, Fungi, Ascomycota, Sordariomycetes, Glomerellales, Plectosphaerellaceae. The record is from RefSeq and is a predicted model, not a curated record.
AUGGCGAUGAUCUUGCUCCCCAUCCCGCUCAACAUCCUCUGUCCGCACCUUUUCCGUCUCUUCAGACACUCGGCCGGUCUCUGUUCCACUCGAAAACCUUCUUUUCCCAAGUCCAACCUUGAUAACCAAGCCUUUAACUUCUUCGCCUGGGCUCCCACAGCUUUCUUCUUCUUCUUCUUCUUCUUCUUCUUCUUCUUCUUCUUCUUCUUCUUCUUCUUCAACAUGGUUCACUACGUUUUUUCGGGCCUCGUGAUGGCCGCGUCUGUGACGCAAGUGCUGGGCUCUUGCGCCUAUGGCACCCACUUGAUGCCUCGCGCCGAGGAGGGCGUGACGAUCAACACCUUCGGCUACACCGGCGAUAUCGGUCCUCUCAACUGGGUCAACCUGGAUAAUGCCAACGCACUCUGCGCGACUGGCACCCAGCAGUCACCUAUCGACAUGACCACGGGCACUUUCGAGCUCAUCCCCGGCAGCUCUAUCAACCUCCAGAUCCCCAAUAUUGCCAACGGUACUCUCUUCGAGAACCUUGGCACCACCGUCGAGGUCGUCGCUGAAGGCGGCACGAUGGAGAUCGGCGGCGUUGCCUACACCAUGCAACAGUUCCACUUCCAUCUCCCCAGCGAGCACCUCGAUGAUGGCACCAGCCAGGCUAUGGAGAUGCACAUGGUCUUCCAGAGCGCCGACAACCAGAUCGCUGUCAUUGGUACCUACAUUGGAAUCGACAACAACGCUGCCGGGGCCGCACCCGCCGCACCGGUCGUGCCCGAGGCUGCCGUCCCUGCCGAGCCUGCUGCCCCUGUUGCCCAUGCUCCGGCCGUCCCUGCCGCUCAUGCUCCGGCCGCCCCCGCCCAAGCAGCUCCCGUCGUCCAUGCCCCGGCUGCUCCUGCUGCUCACGCCCCCGCGGCUCCUGUUGCCCACGCUCCCGCAGCUCCUGUUGCUCAUGCUCCCGCGACUCCUGCAGCUCCUGCCGUCCCCAUUGCUCAGGACCCUGCCGCCGUCGCCCAUGCCCCCAUGGCCCGACGUGGCCUCGACAAGGUGCUCAGGCGCGAGGCCGCCCGCAGCAAACAUGCUAAGCGUGCCAACGCUGUGGCUUCGCCUCUUCUCGAGACUGUCCUUGCUUCUGUUGGUCAAAUUGCCACCCCUGGUACCGUCACUCCUCUUGGUGCCAUCGACAUGACCGAAGUUGUUUCUCUCCUCACAGCCGGUGACUUGCAGGCCUACUCCGGCUCUCUCACCACCCCUCCCUGCAGCGAGGGUGUGCAGUGGCUCGUCUCCACCCAGAAGCUCAGCAUCCAGCCCCAGACCUUUAUUGCCGCCCGCGAUGUUAUCAAGUUCAACUCUCGCUUUCCUCAGAACACGCCUGGCGCGGAGAACAUCCUGCAGGUCGGCCGCCAGGGCGCUGGUGCUGGUGUCGUGGCCCCCGAGGCCCCCGCCAACGUCACCGCCGCUGUUAUCCACUAA